This is a messenger RNA of Sphaerulina musiva SO2202, 683 nucleotides long. RefSeq lists its product as uncharacterized. Gene Ontology annotation, cellular component: membrane. Lineage: Eukaryota; Fungi; Ascomycota; Dothideomycetes; Mycosphaerellales; Mycosphaerellaceae. The annotation marks the transcript as partial. The transcript has a single exon. The record is from RefSeq and is a predicted model, not a curated record.
UUAAUCCUAGGCAUCAUCGCCCUCGUCCUCCCACCCAUCCCCGUCAUCAUCCGACGAGGCUGCAGCGGCCACGUCCUCCUCAACAUUUUCCUCUGCAUCCUCGGCUGGAUCCCCGGCGUCGUACACGCAUGGUACAUUAUCCUCGAAACCCCUUCUUUACGGCAACGCAGCCGACGGCGACAGCGAAGACGACGCAACAGCAGCAGCAAUGCGAUUGUGCGCGAGGAAAUUUAUAUCCCGCCUCGACAAGGCUAUGUGAGAUCCAGUCGCAGUCGGAGUCGCUCCCGCACGAGAAGUCGGAGUAGUGUGGGGAGAAUUGCUGCGGCACCUGCGCCUGUUGUGGAUGUUUAUGGAGGUUCGAGAGUGCCGUACUAUAGGGAGGAGGUUUAUGCUUAUGAUGGGAGGGGAGGAUAUGCGCCGCCGCCGAGGGUGAAGUAUUGAAUGAGACUUGAGAGUGUUGUUGAUGACGGAUGGAAUGCAUGCAUGGAUCGGAAGGUUGUGAGUGGGGCUUGGCACUACUGAAGCGGGCUACUACUGAAGAGAGGAACAUGGGUGGGAUAUGAGAUCAGCUCUAGUCUCUACCGAGAUCGAGAUUAAGGAGUUCAGAGGGCGGGCAGAGAACGAUGAUGAUCUGCGAGGGAUGAUUGGGUACCUACUGUAAGAUAUGACGAGAGCAAUUAUCA